GCAUCAGAGUUCCUCAAUGAGCAGCUAUACACAAUGACGGGCUCGGAAGCAUGGGAAUAUUUUCAAGAAGACCCCGACGCCUUCAGGUGUUACCACAAUGGAUUUGCCGAACAAGUGAAAAAGUGGCCAAACCAUCCACUCUCCAACAUUAUAAGUUGGUUAAAGACCAAGCCAAGUGGAUCUGUUGUGUUCGACAUGGGCUGUGGAGAAGCAAAAAUAGCAGCUACCCUCGGUGACAUGCACAAGGUGCACUCAUUCGAUCUUGUAGCUGUAAACGAUCAUGUAACAGCAUGUGACAUGGCACAUUUGCCGAUGGAAGACCUAUCCGCCGAUAUUGUUAUAUUUUGUCUUUCCCUCAUGGGUACGAAUCUCAGUGACUAUAUCAAGGAAACUUGGAGGGUGUUGAAGCUUGGGGGCAUACUAAAAAUUGCCGAAGUUACUAGCCGUUUUGUUAAUGUCAAGUUGUUCUGUGAUGCUCUUUGCAAAUUGGGUUUUGAAUUAACUGAGAAGAAACGAUUGAACGACUAUUUCAUAAUGUUGGAACUACGAAAGGUUGAAAAAGUGCAGAACAAGCGGCCUUUUGGGCUGAAAUUGAAACCAUGUUUAUAUAAAAAGCGUUAG
Molecule: messenger RNA, 621 nt
Organism: Haemonchus placei
Lineage: Eukaryota; Metazoa; Nematoda; Chromadorea; Rhabditida; Trichostrongylidae
Source: the annotation of a GenBank genome assembly